AUGAACAACGAGGUGAAGCCCUCUGAUCACGAGUCCUCGCCAGCGGCGCCGUCAGUUCAUGCUACGGAGUGUCAGAACAGCAAUACCAACGGUACCGAGGUUUCCCCGAGCUCGAGCUCGAGUUUCGCCCUCGAGUAUGGACUGGACGAGAAUAACGGCGAACUCUUCUCGGCUUCCGAUGUGACCUCGGCGAAUCCCUCCGUCCUCGAUCCCCAUGCCGGUGGUCGACACGGACGUGACAGCUUACCUCGGAAAGCGUUCGCGCGGGCAUUGCGGUCAGGCAGAGAGCGAGCCGCCGUCGUGGAAAUCGAAAACGCUGUGCCGUCCGUGCCAGCCACGCCGGUGCAGCUGGCGCAGCAGUCCUUUCAAGGCUGCGAGAGCGGUGCUCAUCCGCCUGCAGAAGCGGCUGCUUCCGGCUCCCCAGCCCAGUCACCCCAGCAACUCAUCGACUGGUACGCCCGCUCCUACGACAGCGGCGUCGAGGCGACAUACCACUACGUGGUGGCAUUCAUAAACCUCGGCUCUGGUGAGACGGGCGUGGGGGAGGUGGUGCUCGGCGCCUUGUGCGACGAGCUUGGCACGAAGCGUGUCAUGACCCUGCGCGGGGAGGUGUUCAUGAACCCCGCCCCGCUACGUCUUCUCAUCAAGCGGCAGGCCGUCAUCUAUCACACCCCUGACCGACCACCGUGUCAGCAGCGCGGCACCGUCGUUGUGUGCGGCGGCGAUGGCACCGUGUCAUUUAUCAUGACGCAACUCGAUCUCGUGCGCCGCGAGCUAGAGGACGAGUUUCAGCCCUUCCUCACCGCAUCUCAGGUGCAGCUGCACCGUGAAAACUCUGCUCUCGUCACGUCCAGCUUGUGCGAUAAGCCGGUGCAUCCGUACUUCACGAUGCCGGCCCUCGCACCGCUCCCACUGGGCACUGGAAACGACUACAGCAACUGUGUGGGCUUCGGCUAUGCCUUUUCAUCCAGUGGGAGCGACUACAGACUUUGCACCCUUUGCGGGUGCGGCGUCGACGCCGGCGCGCAGGUGGCCACGGCCUUGUGUGAUGCCGUGACAGCCCCGUGCGUGAGCUUCGACCGGUGGGAGGCAUCGCUGGUGCCACUGCGAGUGGCGCAAGCAGCGGUGCGGUCCGAGUCAUCGCAAGCGGCGGCUGAGGCGGCACAGGGGGCAACGCCGAACGUGCUCUCCAAGGCCAGGGUCGCGGCCUCGGAGCAUGCCGCCGCCUCCGCAGGCGCCCAGGCCCUUCACUCGCCGCUGUGGAACCGCGCCGCUCGGCCCACCAACGUGGCAAACGCGGUGUGCCUUGUCGACUGGGCCAAAGUGCACGCGAGCCGGCAGUGCGCCACGUACGGAGUCAUCAACUACCUGGGCGUGGGCUUCGACGCCUACGUGGUGAAGAAAUUCGAUGACACCCGCCGUGCACACCCGACGGUGUGCCGCACCCGCGCGCAGAACAAAGCCGUGUACGGGGUGAUGGGGAUCAGGGCCUCGUUCAGGUGCAAAAAGCUACAAAAGAUCAUACCAAUGGUCUGCGUGCCGCGUCCGCAGCUGAGCGGGUCUGGCGUCGCUGUCGCUGCAACGAGAAGUAUGGGUAGCACACGCGACUUUGUGGCGCUGCAGCUGCCCUCCACAGCGAAGGCGUUGGUGCUGACGAACGUGAAUUGCUACUCCGCCGGUACUCACCCGUGGGAUCCGAAGCGCGGCAAGCUGCACUACCGUCCGGUCACGCUCCGCAACGGAAAGGUCACGCCAACACUCACGACCAUCUCUAGCGGCGCUGCCGUAGAAACGCUUCCGACACCGACCCCUCGGCCGGUGGCCAUCAACGACUGUGCCUUCGAGCUGCAGGCGAUGGGCGGAGUGCUGAACUACACCUCUCUGGGCAUCGGGCUCAGCACCUCCACGAAGCUUAUUCAGACCGACGAGGUAUUCGUCUUUGUUCUCUGCACGCCUGACGAUUUGCACUUUCCGAGUGGGCGGUGCUCCGCCUACACGCAGCUGAACCUGAAAGAGAAGUACGAGUCCCGCAUCGAGUCCGACAGCAGCGUGCGCGCAAGCUUGAACGUGCAGAUCGACGGCGAGUCAAUGCCGCCUAUCACCGAGUCGACGAUCAUCCACGUACGCCCGCAGCCAGGGACGCGGGUGCUUAUCCGCUGCCGCAGCGCCAGCGUCGUUCAGUGA
Molecule: messenger RNA, 2184 nt
Organism: Leishmania major strain Friedlin
Lineage: Eukaryota; Euglenozoa; Kinetoplastea; Trypanosomatida; Trypanosomatidae
Product: putative diacylglycerol kinase
Exons: 1
Coding region: 1-2184 (727 amino acids)
Molecular function (GO): ATP-dependent diacylglycerol kinase activity
Source: RefSeq, a predicted model, not a curated record